AUGAAUGAAAUUAGUGGUAGGCAAAAAAGAUGCUCAGGUUUCCUCCCCCAAACGAUUAUAGUUGAUAACAAACAUAUAUGCGAAUCUAGAGCUAUAGCUCAUGAAUUUAAUAAAUUCUUUGUUAACAUCAAUUCUAAACUAGCAAAAAAAAUUCCUUAUACAAAUGCUACAUUUAAAGAUUUUUUAGUACAAAUGGAUAAUUGCACUAGUUCCAAAGAAUUAUCUUCUGAACUAUCUUUUCAAGAGUUUGAAAAAGCUUUCAAAACUCUUCAAAAAAAUAAAGCAUCCGAAGCCGAUGACAUAAACGGCAAUAUAGUCAUAGAAUGUCUUGAAUACUUAAAAGAUAUCCUAUAUAAAGUCUAUGGAACAUCUAUACGCCAAGGAGUUUUUCCUGAAGAACUGAAAAUUGCUAAAGUUGCUCCAAUUUUAAAAGAAGGUGAUCAAAAAAAUACCAAUAAUUAUCGUCCUAUCUCUGUCCUCUCAACAUUUUCAAAAUACUAG
Molecule: messenger RNA, 501 nt
Organism: Hydra vulgaris (swiftwater hydra)
Lineage: Eukaryota; Metazoa; Cnidaria; Hydrozoa; Anthoathecata; Hydridae
Source: RefSeq, a predicted model, not a curated record